GAUAAACUUAAAUAUGACGAAAUUAUAAUCGGUUUAAUUUUCAUUUUUUUCAAAUUGUAAGUAUUAGAAAAAGAAGAUAUUAAAGUUAAUCUGUAUUGAUAGAAACGAUCAGUAAUCGAUAGAUUUAUAUAUUAUUUAUGCGCAUGACGGGAAGCUACGUAUCAUCAUAUGUAAAUAACCGAACCACAAUAAUACACAAGUAGACAACCUUGAAAUGGACAGUAACGAACUCUCAAGUGUGGAUACAAUAAUUCUCCCGCAAUUCGUACCCGCAAUUCGUAUGAAAGUGCUUUAAAGUCUGAUUAAAUCGUGCAACUAUAAUAAAGAGUGCAAAUAGAUAGGUAUUUAAUUCAUCGCGAGACGAUCUUGUAUGUAAUACAUAGUGAUUAUCUGGACAUACAUAUUUCAUGACGAGACGCAAGCAUAAACGAACGCGGAAGAAGACUAAGUUUCUGAAGGUGCAAGAGUCUUCUCAGAAAAACAUUCGGCCGAGAUUCUUUGAUCAGAGAAAUGAAGACAAAGAAACGAGCGACACUUCGCAUCCACAUCAUCAAUAUUCUCCGGAAUCGGUGCUAUUCGAAUCGCCUCACGUGGAUCCGCUCUGCGAUAAUAAGCUCAGUCCGGAGAUCGUUUCCAAACAAUCUAGGACGAAAUUGGAGGACUUGAAAAAUGAUUCAAAAAUCGAAAUCGUUGCGCAGAUGAUAGAGCAAUCGAGUCCGAUCUCGUCCAGGUAUUGUAAGUCAAAGCUUCGGAUUUACGAUACCAAGUGUACAAAUUAUUCUAAUAAUUAUUUAGAAAACUGUGAACGCGAGCAGGAUACUAUUAAAUCGAUCGCCAGCGAGCCGUUUGAUUUCACGGAGAAUUCAUUCUGUUUAUCAUCCUUGAACAAUAAGAUAAAUAAAAAUAGAAUGGCUAAUAUAACACAUGAUGAGAGAUCCUCGAAUACCGUCGAUAAAGAAACUUAUCGAAAUAUUUUGAAGUCAACGAAAUUUCGCUCCAAUUUGGAAUCGCGUGACGACAUAUGCGUUUUCACAAAUGUCCCAGAACCUGCGAAUUUCGAUGAAAAACGACUUCCCAGUUCGAAUCAACGAGAGAAUCACUAUAAUAUAUUUGAAACGAUGGACAAUUGUUAUUUAUUAGACAAGACGUUUUCGAUGAAUGAUAAUUUCAUGCGUGAGAUAAAUAGCUAUCUGGACGAGCAGUCGUCGACGAUAAUUGGCAACAAAUUGGAGACUGAUCGCGUCUCGGAAGCCCCACAUUUUGAGAUUUUAUGCGAGACCGACGAGCGGAGCGAGCUCGGAGUAUCAGUCCGUAAAUCCGUCAAUAGAUCUGACGAUGGAUUGCGAAAUAAUUCGGAUAAAAAUAAGAGGAGAACAUCGAGUGACUGUAAAAAAUUCGAUGUCGCGCUCGAAAAGAUCAGCGAACGUUUGACAGCGAAUUGGCGUGAAUUCCGGAAGAUCUUUGCAUAUCUGCGGCAAGUGAAUGGCGGGAAGACUCGCGGCGACGCCGAUGAAAGCAGCGAGUUCUUGUUACACAAGUAUAAGAAGUUCCCCCACAUCUCCGUCUCGACAUUGUCCCUGCCGAGUCUACCCUCCGUCUUUUGCACAUCUUCGACUUCGCCGAGGAAACUGAACCAUCAGCAUGAAUCGAAUGAAUGCGAAAGAUCGAAGCGAGAAGCCGAGAAAAAUGAUAUUCCGCCGACGCCGGAGUCCACGACACCUCGCGUGAUCGGAUUGAUGAAACGCUAUCGCCGAACGACCUUAACAUUCGGGGAUGAGGAUAAAGCCGACGAAGGAGAGGCGGCUAGGCAUUGGCAACCGGCAACCGGCGCGUCGGAUAUCACGGAGACGGAUCCGCUUUCGGAAAUGAAGAAGAAGAAUGAGGAACAUUCGCUUCCAUUAGAUCUACCCUUAUUCUAUAAAAUAUCUCAUCAAGACAGCCGCUUCCCGGAAUCAACAACCGUUUCCAAACUAUCUGACUAUGAUUGUCGUCGUAACGACUCUUUGCAAAAAACAGAAUAUCACUGGAAUGGCUCUCGUAAUCACCAGGCACCCCAAACAACAGUUCGAGACACUCCCACCAACGUAUUUCAACGAAGAAACAUUACCCGUAUGAUAAUCACAUGGGUGAUCACUAUCAGCAUUUGGCUGAUAAAAAAAUUGCUGCAUCUCAUAAAUGGUUACAAAAAACUGCAACAGAAAUUGAUCGUUCCGCCUUUAUGGAGGAUUUCUUCUUCGACAAAGAAAUUUGAUCAUCUGGUGGAAACAAUGCAUUCCGAAAAGGAAAUGCUGCAUGUAAUGUCGGAAAGGAUGAUGCGACUUUCGGAAGAUUUCAAUCAGAUGCGAACGAACACCGAAACCACUCUUAACGCUCUGACAACCAAUAUGAACAUCUUUCGUGAAACUAGUAAAAAAAUGAUGGAAGAUAAUACUGCAUUGCUUUUGGAGUUAAAGAAAUUACGUGAAAUUAUUACGCUAGAGGAAGUUCGAUUGAAAUCUUCGCAACAGGUCUCCUUACCUUUUUCUCGAUCAUCUCCAUCUUUUUCUUCACCACCACCACCACCACCACCACCACCACCACCACCACCACCACCACCACCAUCUUCGCUACCUCUUUCAUUUUCUCCAAAAGCGCACACCUCCGAAUUAGAAUCUUCAAUAUCACUCUCACUUCUUCCGCUUCACUCUUCAGUUUCCUUGCAAUCUCAAAUGCCAUUGAUACAACCGACGACACCUAACAGUAGCAGAAGUAAUAAGAAUAGGACACCCACAAGAAAGUGUUCCACACCAUUAUGCAACAGGCCUAAGAUCACUGUCGAGGACUUACUGAAAGUCACCCUGAAAAAGGCUCCACAAAAUAUCAAAGAAAAUAGACGAAGUAUUGUAUCAAGCCCAAGAGGUCCGAUUGUGUCCUUGGAAAUGUUGCGUAAUGUAAAGCUGAAAUCCGCGAAGCGUAGACCUAACGCUCAAACUGGAAGAUCACCCAGAAAUGGUCGAGUCAUUAAAAACCGAAUUGCAUCAAAUGUCAAUCUCUCGCCGAUUUUGACUGGUUCGGAAGGCAAUUUGGAGCGAAUUCUGCGGCGAGUAGAUCUAAACAGGCCGAGGAGACUCUUGUCCAGCUCAAGCAGCUUCCGCGAACGUGAUUUCACAAGGGAGACGCAGUGUCACUCGUUGGAAACAUUGGCGUACAGUCAAUCACAAUCCACGCUUGAAUGA
Atta colombica is the source of this 3215-nucleotide messenger RNA. RefSeq lists its product as uncharacterized. Bases 408 to 3215 code for a protein of 935 amino acids. The transcript is spliced from 6 exons. NCBI's taxonomy places the organism in Eukaryota, Metazoa, Arthropoda, Insecta, Hymenoptera, Formicidae. The record is from RefSeq and is a predicted model, not a curated record.